Pomacea canaliculata is the source of this 4632-nucleotide messenger RNA. RefSeq lists its product as uncharacterized. NCBI's taxonomy places the organism in Eukaryota, Metazoa, Mollusca, Gastropoda, Architaenioglossa, Ampullariidae. The transcript has 9 exons. Bases 1214 to 4120 code for a protein of 968 amino acids. The record is from RefSeq and is a predicted model, not a curated record.
UAACGGUGACAAUGAAUUACUGCAAACAUAAUCUGAAAUCAGCUGCGUAUGGUGUGUGUUCAAGAACAUGCAUGCGUGCGUACGUGCGUGCGUACGAAUGCACUUAUGCCAGCCGGUUCGAGUCGAUUCAGCGGUCGAAUGACUGUCACCGACAGAGGUCAUCGUCCCGGAAAUGCACCAAGUUUCGAAUCCUUUGUGCUCUUGCCACUGCUAAUCACGUGACAGUCCUUUAGAAGUCGUCACGCUGACAAAGACUUUCCUUCAGUCUAGUCAUUAACUUCCUAAUGACUGUAACCUUCGCAAGCCCUGCGGCAACCGGCUUUUAUCCUUUCGAACCCAAGCUCUUACAUUCGCUGAAGGCUUCUCCGUGAAACUUGAUCGAAACAUGUUUUAUCUAGCAAUGACAUGACAAAGGAGAAAGCGGUGGACGAGGAAUAAAAACAACCCGCCGAUGACCAGGCGAGAUCUGAACCCACGGACCAUACGACUGUGACUGUUGUGAGCGGUGUAACCUCCAGGCUACCACACCUCCCAGUGAGCAUACACAGUUCAGUGAACAGAGCUAUUAAAAGAAACAGCAGUGGUAGUGGAACUGGUUGGUGGUGGCAACGAUCGAGAAGGCAGGAGCACUGCACCACGCACGAGGACGAGACGGCAGCGGAGGGUAGAAGGCAGGUUUGCGUCAAUAAACUGUUGUUUCUUUCCCUGGCAGGCGACGAGGCUCGAGUGGGAAGACAUGGCUGUCGAGCGGGACUAGCGUUCAAACCCCUUUGUUACAAGGAGUGCAAAUACGGAUUUUUACCUGUGACGAAAAGUUCAUGUUUGACUGCACCUGAUCUUUGACCUGCGUCAGUGAUGUCACGUGUUUCACCUGCGACUUGUCAGUGAAGCGACUACCUGGACGAAACAAAGGAAAAUCUCAGGUGCAGGCUGUCAACUCGUCGGCUCGUAUUCAAACAGAAAACCCGUUUGAGGUACGGAGGGGAUGUACCGUCGUUUAGCCGGGUGUGUAAUGAGCUACACCAACUGCGACACGACAAAAGCAAACAAUCUUCAUCUGUUAUUUAUUGCCUGGUGUUUCUAUUUGAUCUCAUCGAUCAAGUUUUCGACAUUGUGGCCAUUCUGACGACAGUAGAGGCAGGGUGUGUCUUGCAAGUAAGUGGUCUUUUCGGAUUUCCUUCUUUGUGUGUCUUCUCUUCAAAGUGUCACCUCAAUGGGUUUCAUAUUCCUGUCUCUACUUCAGACGGUCCAGGUCACCCUGCUGCUAACCACAGCUUCGGUCAAAUGUUUCCUCAUUUCAUCGUCACCUUCAUCUUCACCGAACAGUUCCGUUGGGACUGACAGCGCAUGCGUGUUAAGGCCGGUAGGUGAUGUGCAAGAGACGUUGCAGGAGUUGGUUUCGGGUGGAGUGUAUCUCGUCAACAUCCACCUGGACGUUCAACCACCUGACGCUGCCGAGAGCUUCAACAGGAUAUCACGUGACCUCGGCAUCUUUCAGCCUCUGGACUGGCGCCGCACGACCUCUCGUCAGGGUCAGAGCAUGCUGAUGCUGAGCGACAUCUACGACGUGUUGUCGUUGUCGCUGCUGAGCAUCAAGGUCGAGAGCCUCGACGUCACGCUCAACGUCACGUCCCGGGGCUGCUGGGAGCGGAUGACGUCACGAGAGCUCUUGGAUAAGCUUCAGUCGCUGUUGCUGGACGACUUCCAGGUGAAAGACCAAACCAGCUCCAGCACCCACACCAAGGAUUUGAACAUCUGCAACCAGGAGCUUCGUCGCGUCCAGAACCGUGCAGCCCAGUUUGUCCACGUGUGCUGCCACAGGACACACGACGAUGGGAAGGUGGUGUGCAACGACGUCACUAGCGACCCCUGGCUGGAGGUUCUGUUCGCCGCGGUGUUGAUCAUCAAGGUGUUGGUGGUGCUGUACAGUCCUAGCUUCCUGCCGGAGAGUGUGUACCACCACCAGACCUCCUACAUGCAGUACGUCUACCACGAAGAGAUGAAGCUGAAGAUGCUGGCAACGGUCAGGCCUCAGGUUUACCAAAGCCAAAAGGAGAAGAUGAAGAUUGUACGCAUGUGCAAGUUGCAGGACAUGCCCAGGUUACUAGGGAUGGUCAGUCUAUGGCAACAUGACCGUGUGUAUGAUGUCCACAUCCGGGACGUUCACCUGGCCGUCAAAAUACGAAAACUCCUGGGAGAAAAUCACGUGCCUGUAAACCUGUUUCGAGUUCUUUACAACAACCUCUUCCUCUGUCGUCUGCGCCGCCUGACCCCCCUGGAUGCUUGCUGCAGGACCCCCUUGUUCGGCACCUUCCGACUGAAGCUCACGUGGUACAGGUGCAUGAGGGCCGUUGCCCGAUUGUUGCUGAUGGCCAUCUUGGUGCUGCCCUGGCUCAUCCGACUAGCCAUCUAUUACCACUACGAGAAGCCAGUGGAGGAGAAGAAAGCUCAGGCCAUAUCAGAAGCAGGAAUGACCAUCCCUUUCACCGGCAGCUUCAUCCUCUACCUCUCGCCAGUUCACGCCGCUUUCCUCGUCUGCUACAUCAUUCUGUGCCUGGAUACCAUCCUGUACAGUGUGCUGUCUCCAAUGACCAUAGAGCAGAUGAAAGUCAUCAUACUAAGAUGUUUACACGACAUGAGAGAAACUUCGAAAACGCCUUUGUUUACAUGGCUUCUUGCCUUCAUCUGCAAACCAUUCACCUACCUUGGUGUGCUAUUUCUGCCUCUGUUGCCCAUUUUUCUUCUUCUGUCUCUCCCGAUUCUGAUACCGCUGCUCGCGUUCUACAUAUUCCCAGCUGUCAACCUCACCUGUAGGAUUCUCUUUCAAGUCUUCUUCGUCGUCUGCCCCUCGGGGCUAACCGGAGGUGUCCGGCGCCUGUUAGUGCGCAUGUCCGGGUGGAUCGGCCAGCAUCUGCAGCUGCAGAAGGCGGGCAAGGAAGGCACUGACUCCACCGACUCCUUCCCGACAACACGUUUGAUAACGAAGGACGGGGUCAUGCAAAUAUUGACGGCGAUUAUCUUCCUCGUAACUUUUUGGUCCUUGACUUUCCUCUUAAUGGAGCUGCUUGCCUUUGGGGUGGAGAUGGCCGUGUACACUUUCAUCGGCCUGAUUCUCACGUCUGACGUCACCACACAGUACCUCAGCAUCAUCUUUUUCCUCGUCCUCUACGGCCAUGGAUGCAUCUCGGAGGUCAACUCCAAGUACCUGGCCUACCACAAGCUGGUCCAGCAGCAGCUUCUGUCGAUGGUCCGCACGGAGAUCGAGGUGAUCGCAAAGAAAGUGGAGCUGGCCCAGGAAAAUACCGCCCUGCACGUGCAAGGGGACAUGGCGCCCGAACCCAGCGUGCCCACCGUGACCCUUGAGGUGCAUAAGGGUUACCCGGUGUGGGAGACCUCAGGCAUGCUUCUCUUCUUGGACCAGAAGGAUACACCCUUCACGCCCGAGAAGUUCUUCGAGCAGACGAUCGACCUGCACUACUGCGGCUGCCCUGGACCGCUGCACGUCAACGCCAUCAAGGGGCUGUGGCGCUUCACUCGCAUCGUUGUCUUCCUCGCCUUCGUCUUCGUCGUCGUCAUGGCAUUCGGCAGCGCCUACCGCGUGUCCACCACCAACCAGUUGUUGGCUACGGUCGCUGGUGGCUUCAUCCCGUUUGCCUUCACUUAUUUCUUUGAAAGCAAAGAAACCGAUUCCUCCGUAGACGCAGAAAGCGUGCAAUUCCGAACCCAACUGCACACGGCCAUCAACGAGUUUCGCCAGACGUGGCCUGUCUUCGACAUCGUCCAGUCGACCCAAGAGCCUGACAGCGACUCCGGCAGGUCGUCCACACCAGCAAACCUGCCCGCCAUCUCCAACCAGUCAUGCUCCACCAUCGAGGCUACAUCGCAAAAGUCGUCAGAGAGGCUGGACGAUGUUGGCUGGGGGGAUGGUGAACUCCACAUCAUCUUUGACCUCUCCAAAGGAGAUGACUCCGCGGCCGCGUCUACGGACUGGGAUGCAAUCGGUUCGCAGUCCAUGCUCGGUCAUGGGGACAUCGAGGAGGGAGAAGACGAUGGCCCAGAUGGAAAUUCCGCUAAAAACCAUCGAUCGACGAUGAUUGAGAGUGAUGAUAGACUUGUUUAACAAGCGUGUAGUGUGAACUUACCUGUGAACCACGCCACGUGACGAGAUCGGUUAAGAUUUAGAACAAUUGCUGUUGUUUAAAAUUUGGCCAAAAAAAAAAAGAAAACAAAACUGAAUAGCCAGGUGUGUGUGUCACAGGCUCCGUAACCACGUGACUUGCUUCUCUCGCUCCAUCAUGGCUCCGUCCUUAAACAGCAUGACACUGAGACGUCACUAAGGUAAAGGUCGUCCCAUGACCUUUUCGGGUCGUUAGGGAGUGAGGUGAGUGCUAUAACUACUCGGCUAUCCGCUCUCCGAGUCACGAGAUGCUAAAACAAUAUAGUGUAGUCUUUCAAAUGAAGCUCAAGAAAGGUACUUUGGCAGCGAAAAAAAAGUUUAUGAAGACAGGUAUAGCUGUACAGGAUUACUAUGUGUGUGCUACAUAGGCUUAUGUGUUUGUAAAAGUAAGAUAUAGGAGUCAACAAAAACAAUUUUCUGGAUGUAAACUUAUGCAAAUAAAGUGUGUUAUGUUA